CUUAACCUAACCUCUCCAGGUCCACCUCCACCAUAUCUCCACCAGAACUCACCACCGCUACCACUCCCACUAAGUUACCACUUCCACACCAUCCAUUGCCCGCCACCAAGAUUUCUCCUCUUCCACUCUGUUAUUCCCCUCACGCUCCGUGACUAAGAAAUCUUCGCUGCAAGGCAACUUUGGCAUAUUCAGCUACCCAGAGCUUUUCGCGAACUGUACCACUCCGAAGCUUAUCAUCCCUCGCCUUGCACCGCGAUCUGCAGCCUGUGACAGAGCUUGUCAAACAGCUGUCCUCGACCGACAUCGUCACCCCAACUCGAUCACCAAUCCUCAACGUCACUUUUACACUUUAGCCCAACAUGAUGUCUGGAGAAGCUUGGUUGUUUCUGUUGUCGGUGCUUAUCAACGCCGUCAACCUCUUCUUACAAGUUUUCUUCACUAUUAUGUACAGUGAUUUGGAAUGUGAUUAUAUUAACCCCAUUGACCUCUGCAACCGACUCAAUACCUAUAUCAUCCCCGAGGCUGCUGUGCACGGUUUCUUGACCUUCCUCUUCCUCAUCAACGGUUACUGGGUCCCUCUCAUUCUCAACUUGCCUCUCCUUGGCUGGAACGUCAAGAAGUAUGUCGAUUACCGCCUCGAAUUUGCGACAACAGACUGACCAUGGCUAGGAUUGUUGACAACACUCAUCUCCUCGAUGCGACUGAAAUCUUCCGCAAGCUCAAUGUUCACAAGAAGGAAUCUUUCUUCAAGCUUGGCUUCCACCUGCUCAUGUUCUUCUUCUACCUCUACAGCAUGAUUGUUGCUCUUAUCCGAGACGAGUCCUCCUAAAAUGCUACCCCUCUCGAAUGAGCCGCGGUCCGAUUAUCACCGAUGCUAGGCAAUGUUUGGCUACGUCAGAUAGGACAGAUCGCAAUAUCUUAACAAGCUGGUCGAGCUCAGCUGACACCCAGAGCCGAGUCGACUAGUCACGCGACGACAAGAACAAGAGAACACGAUAUGAAUCUGCUACGGCAGUACAUAACGAGUGGAAGACAGUAUAGACUGAUGAUGAUGGCUUUUUUUAAGAGGCGGGCUUGGCGUAUAUAUCCUGGUAUCAUGCCAGCUGGCGCUCUGGUUGAUUACUUCAUGAAGGCGGUGGGUGGCAUGUUCUGUUGGAGACUGAGGCAUUGAUCGCACUUGGUGGUGGCCUCGUCCCGUCAUCCUUCAGCGUUUGAGCCCGGUGUGAUAAUUGAUUAAUGACCGAAUAAAAUGGCCAGUUUUGAUGCUUUGGAUGAAAUGUAUAGUUUCUUUAUGUACAGUAUAUGACUUACAACUCAUGACAAACAUUUCUCGUAUCAGUUAAGGUACUCGAGCUCAAACGGC
This is a messenger RNA of Fusarium odoratissimum NRRL 54006, 1363 nucleotides long. Its product is annotated as ER-derived vesicles protein ERV14. NCBI's taxonomy places the organism in Eukaryota, Fungi, Ascomycota, Sordariomycetes, Hypocreales, Nectriaceae. The transcript has 3 exons. Gene Ontology annotation, biological process: endoplasmic reticulum to Golgi vesicle-mediated transport. The record is from RefSeq and is a predicted model, not a curated record. Bases 360 to 659 code for a protein of 99 amino acids. Gene Ontology annotation, cellular component: COPII-coated ER to Golgi transport vesicle; endoplasmic reticulum membrane.